AUCAUCUCUUUGCAAUGGAGCUUUUCAAGGUUGUUGCAGACUCUGUCGAAGACAGCGCAGACCUAGCCGCUCAAGCAGUCGGCAUCGCCCACCGCACCCAAAAUGGGGUUCUUGAUGCCACUGGUGUCAAUGACAUCCUAGCUGCUCCCAUUAAGGAUAUCAGUGAUAAGAUUUAUGACACAAACGAGAACCUUGUGCGCGAAACUGGGCGUAAGACUGCCACGUUACUCCGAAAGUUCGGUGACUCAAGCGAACAAGUCCCGAAUGAAGAGAACUCAGAGACAGAGCCAGACAACCUGCCGGGUGCCCAGCCUAGCGACAGCGGCCCUUAUCCCUCCCGUCCAGAUCAUCGCGACCAUAUCUACGAGCCUAUUGACAAGCCUGUGGACAACUAUAUCGACCUUAGAGACAAGUGCCCAGAGGUAUACAGUCAGAAAGCUAUGAACAGUUGUGUUGCUCAUGCCGUCGCUGCCGCAUUUGAAUUCGAUGUUCAAAAGCAAGGCCUACCCGCGUUUUCACCCUCUAGACUUUUCAUCUGGUACAACGCUCGUGCAAAGUCAGAUAACCCAGAAGACAUUCAUAAAGAUGUUGGCAGCAAUAUAAAGGAUGCCAUCAAAUCUCUUGACAUGCACCGACAUGGAGUCUGUUCUGAGGAAGAUUGGUCUUACGAAGUAGGCCAAAGCGAUAAGAAGACGCAUAAAUUCUAUCCUGGAGCUAAAGCAGCGAAGAAACCACCAACUCGAGUGGAGCAUCAUGCCCAUCAGCACACUGCACCAUCGUAUCGAACUUUUCCGCGGAAAGGCAUUCAAAAGGCGAUUAUACAAUACCUUCAUUCGGGAUACCCUGUUGUAUUCGGGAUGAAGACCUAUGGUUUGCUCGAUAGAAAAUAUAUCAAUUCAGAUGGCCGUGGACUAAGGCACCCGACUGCCAAGGAGAUGAAAAAUGAGCACAGGCAUUCGCUUCUUGUAGUUGGAUACAACCAGGAGGAGAAGUUAUUCAUCGUUCGCAACUCAUGGGGAGCCAACUGGGGUGAGAAUGGCUAUUUCUAUAUGCCAUACGACUAUCUAAAGCAUUGCUAUGACUUCUGGACUAUCCGUCUUGUGAAUUCCUCUUCGAAUACAUCUUAGUAUAAGAGAUUAUUAUAUUUAAUAUAGCAAAUGUCUCUUAUUCAAUAGUAUAACUCAUUUUGGGUCUUCGGACAGGCG
Molecule: messenger RNA, 1205 nt
Organism: Cryphonectria parasitica EP155
Lineage: Eukaryota; Fungi; Ascomycota; Sordariomycetes; Diaporthales; Cryphonectriaceae
Product: cysteine proteinase
Exons: 4
Coding region: 15-1127 (370 amino acids)
Cellular component (GO): lysosome
Molecular function (GO): cysteine-type endopeptidase activity
Source: RefSeq, a predicted model, not a curated record